UUAUGUAUAUUUGUUAAAUAUUAAUUUUCCUCUGCUAUUUGUAACCCCUUCUCUUUUUCCCACUCCGCCUCUGGUUUUGCAUAACUUUUACUUUUGAUUGCGUGCGCCGAUUUCCAAGUGGGAACACCACGACUGCCGGGCACAACAAGUUGCUUUAUCAAAUCAAAACCAAAAGCCGGGCCCCUGGGUCAAGUAAUGCUCAUAAACAACAAGAGCAAAUUGAGCGAAAUUCGGUGAUUCGAUCAGAGAAACGAGAGUCCCGGAUCGAGCCACUCUCAAUCCGAGCUCAGUUUGCGAGGUGCCUUCACUCGAGCCGCAUCGUUCCCGCUUUGUAGGGCAAAAAAUGAUUCAAACUUGGCAUUGCUUUCUUUUUGCACUGCUCUCGAUCGGGGCAGGUGCCUCCUCUGAGCAGAUGCCCUGCGAUCUGCGAGAGACGAGCCAUGGAAGCGUUUGUGUGUGCAACAGCACCUACUGCGAUUACAUGGAGCAGCCGGAGAUCACUGAUAGCAACCAGAUUGUGGUGAUCAGCUCCAGUAAGGAUGGCUUACGUUUCCAAAAGACAACUGGUGACUUUGCCAGCCAGAAACCCUUGGUGGUGCAAGAUAAACAAUCCAUAGAUGAGAACUUCAAGGCAGAGGCCAUUGUGGUGGAUCAAGGGCGAGCCUGGCUGCAGUUGGCCAACAUACCCCAGAGGCUUUUUAUCAACUCCAGUGUUCGUACUCUUCGUGUAUUUGUAAAUCGAGAGAAGCGUUUUCAAAAGGUUUCCAAUUUUGGCGGAGCCUUCACUGGCACAGUCUCGUAUUUACUAAAGCAAUUACCUCAAGAGCUGCAGGAUCAUGUCUAUAAAUCCUACUUCCAUCAAGAUGGUAUAGCAUACAACACCGUUCGCAUAUCCAUUGGUGGCUCAGACUUUGACUUGGAACCUUGGGCCUACAAUGAAUGGCCCCGGAAUGAUCUCCAGCUGAGUAACUUCACCGAACUGGAUCCCAGGGAUCUGAAGAAAAUAGAGCAACUAAAGCGGUUGAAAAUCGUCGGAAACCUAGAUGAACUAAAGAUCAUGGGCGCCGCCUGGAGUGCCCCACCCUGGAUGAAGAGCAACGAUCGCUGGACAGGAUUUGGUCAACUGAAGACGGAAUACUACCAGACAUGGGCUCUCUACCACCUCAAAUUCCUCGAGCUCAUGCAGGCUAAAAAUAUGCCGAUCUGGGCCAUAUCCACGGGCAAUGAGCCGCUAAACGGCGUCAUCGGUUUCUUCUUUGUGCACUUCAUGAGCAUGGGCUGGACGCCUUGGCAGCAGGCUAUUUGGCUGAACGACAAUCUGGGUCCAACCAUCAGGAGGAGCUCCACACAGAGCAAGGUGCUCAUCUUUGGCAACGAUGACCAGCGAUACACAUAUCCCUCGUGGUUCCGGAAGAUGCGCUCCUCUAGAAACAACUCUUUGUCCUACCUGGAUGGCCUGGCUGUGCACUGGUAUUGGGAUGAACUGGUUGGCCCUCAGCUCAUCGACCAGGCACACUCGGAGAUGCCUGAAAAGCUGCUCCUAAAUACAGAGUCCUGCAUCGGGGACAAACCCUGGCAGACCCAUGGCCCUGAGCUGGGCAGCUGGCAGCGGGGAGAGAGCUACAUGCGAGCCUACACCCAGGAUAUGAGGCAUCACUUCAACGGUUGGUUGGACUGGAACCUGGUGCUGGACGAGCAGGGUGGACCCAACUAUGUGAAUAACUUUGUGGAUGCACCGGUCAUUGUGAAUGCAACCAAUCGCCAGGAGAUAUACAAGCAACCGAUCUUCUAUGCCAUUGGACACUUCUCCAAGUUCCUCCCUGCAGACUCUGUGCGCAUCGAGGCGAAGAUUGAGAACGAAAGCAAUCCCUUCACUCAGCUAAGUGUGGUUGGCUUCCAACGUCCCGAUGGCAGUGUGGCUGUGAUCAUCUACAAUGGCCAGAAUCUGCCGGUGGAUGUGGCCCUCAAUGAUAGCCAGCGUGGUAUGAUCGGUCUUCGAUUGCCGCCGCGCUCCUGGCACACGGUGCUCUAUAAGUGAGGAGCGGGUUUCCUAUCCUAUUUCCCCAUUCCCGGAACCAAAGUCCACAAAAGUAGUUGUAAUUUAAUUUAGGAGUAGAGUACAAGAGGAGUCCAGCUGCUGCCGCUGCUGCUGCCCAAAGGACCAAUUGAGGCUCAAGUGACAUAGCGGCAGCGGAAGCCCAUAAAUUGUGCCCUCAACAGGAUGCUCGCAGGAUAAGAUGCUUGUGAGGAUGUUACGCCAGAGCUAUAUACCAGCGGAAAUUUGUUUAAGCCGCUCAAUUUGCCGGAACGCGUCUGUUUACAAUGAAAUUUCAUUUGCCGUUUAAUGCCGGCGCUCCUCCUUUAUUUCAUUUUAUCAUGUAUGUAUUUUUUCGGGCAAAAUACAAACGACAUGCUAUAUACUACAUAACAUAUAUCGGAGCACAUCUUUCGGAUCAAGUUGAGUGACAACUGCCAGUCGAGCGGCAACAACGUCCAACCGAAAGAAACAAAAAAAUAACAUCUCUCGUGUAGCUCUUUGGGGUUUCGUCUAUUUGUUCAAUAUGCUCUAUAAAUAUGAAUGUCAAUUGAGCGCCAAGCAAAUGCAUUUUCCCGCUUUUCCCCGCUCUUGCCGCUUUCCCCCAGCACUUGGCGCAUAAAAUGGGGCGUUUUAUGUAAGUCUAUAAAUUAAAACAUGAAACGUUUAUAAACCCAUAUGACGACUGGUGGUUGUGGCAGCCUCAACUGCGGUGGUGCGCUUUCUUUCCAUUUUUUUUGUUUUAAAAUAAAUUAAGAAUAUUAUGAAUAUAAAUAUGUGCAUUACUCUGAAGAAAAGUUCUGAUGAUGCGAAUUUGCCUUAGAGGAGGAAAGAGAAGAGGGGAAUGAGGAUGUAUAUUUUAGAAUAUAAUAUAAUACAACAUACAAUGUAUAAAUAUAUGUUGAUAGAUCCUUUGUAAAACAAUCCAACUAUGGAUUCGCUUGUAGAAAGAAGGGAU
Molecule: messenger RNA, 2993 nt
Organism: Drosophila serrata
Lineage: Eukaryota; Metazoa; Arthropoda; Insecta; Diptera; Drosophilidae
Gene: Gba1b
Product: Glucocerebrosidase 1b
Biological process (GO): glucosylceramide catabolic process
Molecular function (GO): glucosylceramidase activity
Source: RefSeq, a predicted model, not a curated record